UCUUUCCGCCUUGUGGGAGUCUCUUACUUCCGGUAGGGCUUGUAAAAUGGGAAAGAAGAUGGUUGUUUGAGUUAGUAAAAGACGAAAGGGCCAAAUUGAAGAAGUAUUUAAUUGUAUUCUUCUAGGAAGACAGCAACAUACUCACAGCUUUAUUACAGCACUUCCCAAUUCAUUCAAAGAGAAGGGUUCAAGUUCCUCAUCUGAUAAUGGAAAACACAGCUGAUAAUGGAGACAGUACUGAACAAGGAAGCAAUGAACAGUCGGAAGUUCAACGACAGCAUCAGAAUGAUCGCUUAGAUCGUGAAGAGGACUUCUAUCACUUUGUCAACAACUUGAGUGAAGAGGAUUACAGGCUCAUGAGAGACAAUAACUUGCUGGGCACUCCUGGUGAAGUUACCAAAGAAGAGUUACUUCGUCGCCUUCAGCAGGUGAAGGAGGGGCCAGAACAGGUUAAUCAGAGUGAAAUCGGGGCAGAAGAAAAUCGUGGUCCUGAGACCCCAGAUGAUGGUUCAAAUGGUGAUUCAAUUCUUGAUUGGUUGAACUCUGUGAGACAAACUGGAAACACCACAAGAAGUGGCCAACGAGGGAACCAGUCGUGGCGGGCAGUGAGCCGCACUAAUCCCAACAGUGGAGAUUUUAGAUUUAGUUUGGAAAUCAAUGUAAACCGUAAUAUUGCCGAGCAGCAAAUGAGAGCAGAAGGAGAAAUGACAGAGAGGUCAGGGACUGAGCAACCUAUGGAGGUUUCUUCACAUCUUACUGAGACAACAAAUGUAGAAAAUGCUGAUAUGGAUUCUGAAAGUCCUGGCCCUUCAGAUGCUGACAGAGUGCAGGAAGUCUCAGAACCACAAACUUCCCAUGACCAAACUACUCAAAGAGGUGUCAGACGGGCAAGAAGCCGUAGUCCAGAGCAAAGAGUAACAAGACCAAGAAAUGACAGGAGUUGCUCACCACCAUCUCGGGAUAAUGAUCAACUGCGUAUAUCUCACCAGACCAGUUCAGUUGAAAGUCAGAAUCUAGAAAACCUUGUCGAACCACAUACUGAAGAAUCCAGCUCUGUAGCACAAAAUUUGAAUUCAAGGCCAAGUCUAACUGAAUCUGAUGCUGAUUUACAAAAUUCUACAAGACAGGAUUCUUCUGUUCUUUCUGAACCAUCUCAAGAAAAUAAUUCUGGCAUUCAGGCAAGUGGUGAUACUAAUGCUGCAGGGAGGAGACCACCUACUAUCAUGCUGGAUCUUCAAGUACGGAGAGUACGGCCUGGAGAAUACAGGCAGAGAGAUAGCAUAGCUAGCAGAACCAGAUCCCGGUCUCAGACUGCCAACAAUACCUUUACAUAUGAAAGUGAACAAGGUGGUUUCCGGCGUACUUUCUCGCGAUCUGAGAGAGCUGGUGUACGCACUUACGUUAGCACAAUUCGUAUUCCAAUCAGACGGAUAUCUGAUGCAGGACUUAGUGAAGCUACCUCCAUGGCAUUGCAAACUAUGAUCAGGCAAAUAAUGACUGGAUUUGGGGAACUUAGUUACUUUAUGGACAGUGACAGUGACUCAGAUUCAAACAGAGGACCCAACAUUGAUUUACCAAAUGUUGGUGGCAGUUUAAGUCCUGAAAAUGUUGAAUUGCAAACCCAAGAAGAUCGGAGGAAUGAUGCAAGUUUACAGUCUGGGGCUGGAGGAGAGAGUCGUGAAAGCAGAGUUCCAAAUAGUGCUGAGGACGCUGGGUCCUUGCCUUUUCUUAGGCUAGCACACUUCUUUCUUUUAAAUGAUGAUGAUGAAGACCAUCCUAGGGGACUUACUAAAGAACAAAUUGACAAUCUUUCUACCCGAAGUUUCGGGGAAAGUGAUGGUCUUAAAACAUGUAGUGUGUGUAUUACAGAGUAUGCAGAAGGAAAUAAGCUUCGCAAGCUUCCAUGUUCUCAUGAAUACCAUGUUCACUGCAUUGAUCGUUGGCUUUCUGAAAAUUCCACUUGUCCCAUUUGCCGUAGGGCAGUACUGGUUUCAGGCAACCGAGAGAGUGUCGUCUAGCAGAGUUUUUUUUUUUUUUUUGUUUUUUUAGCUCUUGGAGUUUCUGUGCAAUAGAGUUAGCUAUUGAAGGAACAGCAGAGUCAAUAUGAUGUUAUUCCAGUUCUACUAGGGGAAUGCUUGACUCACUCUUAAAUGAUCUUUGUUGAAAAAUAGAAAAUGCUGUAUGUAUGUUUCCAAUGGAUUGCUCUUACUCAUCUUGGAAGACCAAGUUAUUUAUCAUGAAUAGGGGAACUUAACUCCCUUGUAUCAUUCAUUGUUGAUCAUUUUUAUAAUCAUACUGAGAAAUAAAAAAAUAUGACUAUACUUUUUAACAUCUUUUUAAUAUCUUUAUAAGAAGACUGAAAAGUGCUAAAAAGCAUCUUAACUUGUACUUUUGUUCUGCUGCAUUAAAAUGUUUUUUCUUUGCACUAAAUGUCACUUUUUUGCUUUGCAUUAGGUAUAGAAAGUUACCACCCCCUUUCAAAAUUGGUACCUCUUUAUAACAUACUGGAAAAACAGGCUUUUUUCAUUUUUAUUUGCAGUAUAUUUCAGACAAGAAUCCACUAUGAGCUGAAAGGUACUUUCAAAAGAACUUAAGUGUUAAGGCAUUUCAAAGGCUCUGGGCCUCUCAUAGAGCAUAGUAAAGACCAUCAUUAAGAAGUAGAAAACAUGACACCGCUAAUUUCUUUCCAAGAGAGUGACUGAGCAAGGAGGAAACAGAUCUCCCAGGCCACCAAAAAAACAGUGGCAACUGUGAAUGAUCUAUAGAACUUUUUAGCAAAGACUAGUCCUUGUGUGCGGGGGACUGUAUCACAAACACUUAACCUGGCCUGUAUAGGAAUGAUGGCAAGAAAAGAGCCGCUCAAAAAAAUAAAAGGCCUACUUGUUUUUCUUUACUGAAAAUUACCGUGAAGAUUCUGUGGCCAAGUGACAAAACAUGCUGUAGUUAGAUGAGAUUAGAACUGCAGCAAUGCUAACCAGUAUGUCAGACAAAAACAAAUACAUCCGAUUAUCCAGUGAACACUGUUUCUAAAGUAAAGCAGGGUGGUGUCAGCAACCCAUUUUGUUCAUUUGUCAGGAUAGAAGGGAAGAUGGGAAUACAGGCAAAUUCUUGAAUAAAAUGUGCAUCCAACAGCCAGGAAGCUAAAAAUAUCUGAUCUGACAAUGACUCAAACCACAUUAACAAAACUAUUGUACAGUGACUUAAGCACAGAUGUGUGAUUAUCUGGUUAGUGUCCUGAACAAAGUUCUCUAAAAAAAAAUCUGCAGGAUGCCUUAAAGAGGGGGUAGCACAACAAUUCGUCAACAUGCAGUUUGAUUGAACUUGAAUAAUUGUAUAAAGGGGAAUAGGAAAAUAUUACUACCUCUUCAUAUGUAAUUCAAUAAUUCCAGACUGACUCAAGCCUGUAAAUCUAAGAGAAGGUGCUUUAUUAACUUGUGGGUAAGUGUUCACUUAUCCAACCGGUUAUUCAACUUUUUAUUUUCGUACAACACUGUAUUUUCUUUUGUUUUUUUCACUUCAAUGUUAGAAAUCGCAAAGUAAUGUUUGUAAAUAAAACUGGAAAAUGUCUUCAUUUUUUUCUUCUGCUUUAAGGGCAACAAAAGAUUAACGUUUAAAAAGGGGAUGGUGACUUUUUAUGUAAAUUCCUGUAAUUCCUAAUCAUUGUUUCACUAAGUAAAUGUGUUUUGUGUUUUGUUUUUAUUUUUAUAUGUUGUGAAUUACUUGGCCCUGUGAGUUAAGUAGCUUGGAAACACAUCCAUGGGCAUCAAAGUAAAAAAAAAAGUUGCAUUAAAGGAAAGGUUUAUAGUUAGGUUCAGAAGUAUUUGGACAGUGAUACUAUUUUCAUACAUUGGUCCUGACACCACUAAAAUGGAUUUGAAAUAAAGCAGUCAUUAUCCGAUUGAAGUGUAGACUUUCAUCUUUAAUUUAAGGGGGUAACACAAAUAUUGUAUGAACAGUUUAGUAAUGACAGCCAUUUUUCUGAAGAAACACCUCAACCCCACAUUUACAGGGGCUGAAAUUUAUUUGGACAUUUGACUGACAAGCUUAUCCAUAGCAAAGCUGGAGCAGUUCCCUUAUUAUUUCAUUAAUUAUUAAGCAGGUAGAAGGUUUGGAAUUGAUUCCAAGUGUGGAAUUUGCAUUUGGAACCUGUCAAUGUGAACUCUCAAAGUGAAGUCCAAAGACCUGUCCAUGAAAGUAAAAGCAGUCCAUCAUUAGGCUGAGAAAAUUAAACAAACCCUUUAGAGAGGUAGCUGAAACACGAGGAAUGGUCAAAUCAACCAUUUGGUGGUUUCUUAACAACACCAGAAGUUCUGGAAAACCACAGAAGACAGCUGUCCUGGAUGAUUGUAGAAUUCUGUCCUUGGUGAAGAAGAACCCCUUCACAUUAUUUAGCCAAACCACGAACAAUCUCCGGGAGGUAGACCAAUCAAUGCCAAAGUCUACAAGAAAGAGAAGACUUCAUGACAGUAAAGACAGAGGGUUUACCUCAAGGUGCAAACCAUUGGUAAUCCCCAAGCAUUAGAAGGAUGGAUUAGACUUGGCCAGAAAACAUUUUUAAAAGCCUGUCCAGUUCUGGAGCAGUUUUCUUUGGACAAAGGAUAAAGUCACUAUAUGCCAGAAUAUUGGAAAGAGAAGAGCAUGCAGAAGCAAGAAAUGCCUUAUAAUCCAAUAAAUACCACAUCAUCAGUGAAACAUGGUUGAGGCAGUUUUAUGGCAUGAUUGUGCAUGGAUUCGAGUGGAAGUAAGUCACUAGUGUUUAUUGGUGAUACAACUGCUGGCAGAAGUAGCAGGAUGAAUCCUGAAGUGUGUAGGGUUAUCACUACAGGUUGAACCAAAUACUGCAAAAUUAUAGGACAAUGCUUUACAGUACAGAUGAACAAUGAGAUGAAACAUACUGUGAAAGCAAACCAAGUGCUUUUCAAUGCAGUGUACAGAAAUAUUCUUCAAAGGCCAAGUCAAUCAACUGACCUCAACCCAACUGGACAUGCAUUUCACUUGAAGACACAACUGAUGGCAAAGUAUAAUGAAGAGCAGCAACUGAAGACAGCUGCAAUUAAUGCCAGGCCAAGUAUCACUAAGGUGGAAAUCAAGCAUUUGGAUACGGUCCUGAGUUCCAGACUUCAGGCUGUCAUUGACUGUAAAGGUUUUUCAGUCAUGUAUUGAAAAUGACCAUUUAUGAUUGUUGUCUAAAACAUUUUGAGCCCCUGGGUAUUAUUGUGACUAUGCAUAAAAUUAGCUGUCAUUCCUGAACAGCUCAAACAAUAUUUUUGGUAAACCCCUUAAAUUUAAAUCUGAGUGUCUAUAUUUCAAUCACAUAAUGAUUGCUUAAUUCCAAAUCUAUUGUGGUGGUGUACAGAGCCAAAAUUAUAAAAAUAAAUAAAAAAAAGUGUCCAAAUACUUAUGGACCUACUGUAACUGUAGACGAACUUGGGAAAGUUAUAGAUGUUAGUUUUGAACUAAAUAAAAUUUAUGGCAUUAAGAGUAAAUAAGUAUAAACAAUGUAAAUAUUUAACACUGUAAAUGUUACAAUGUUGUGUUAUUUUGUUUCAGGUAUUACAUGCCUUUAGAGAUGUUUAUAAAUUAUUGGGGGACAUUUCAUUUAUUUUAAUGUUCUAGCAUGACAGUUUCAUAAAAAUGGAGAAUAUCACAUUGUUACACAUUGAAGAUUUCUUGAUCACUUGUUCCUCUUUCUGUAUCAUAUAUUCCCUAUGAAUAGCUGAAAAAAAAACUAGCUUCCUGAGCAGUCUAUCUGCAGCAUUUACAAUAAUGAAGUUAAGCUAAACCUCACUUGUGCCACGUCAACAAAAAAGACUAAUUCAAAUGCAGAGGAUAAGUUUUUCAUUGAUAGUAGCUCUGAUCUAUUUAUAUUGAAGAACCCAGCAUGCCUGUCUAGCUACUGCAGAGUUUGCUGUGAGAGUGUAGGUACCUAAGAUAAUUGUUAGAUUUUAUUGGGUACCUAAGCAUUUAGAUUCCCCCUCUACUUGUGUGGGUGGCCUGUGUUACAACAUACAACAGCAGGUAUGGUGGUAAUAUAGUGGAGGCUAUACAUGCUUUGUAUGUAAAUGAGCAGAUAGGCUAAUUAUGUUUGUGUUGCUUUUGAAGGAUUACUUCCAGAAAGACAUCUCUUUCCAGUUGCUUCAAUAGAAAAAUACAAACUGCAAAAAUUAACUGUUUUGUUUCCACUGUUUUACAGAUCAAACUAAUCUUCUGUUAAUGUAUUGGCUUUUCUUUUGGGCCUUUUGAUGAGUAUCUGGCUGCUUGUAAAAAAAAAAAAAAAAAAAUUGUGACAGCAUUAUACAACUUUGGUUUUACUGCAAACAAAGCAUGUUGUGUUACCUCAGAAUGACUAGUUAGAAAUAGCUAUUUUCCAUUUUCUUCAGUUAAGCUGGUACGUUUUUGAUGGCAUUGGUUGUUUAAGCAAAAAGAGUGUUUACUAAGUACUGAUUGCUUUUGCAGCAUUGCUAGGGUUUUUGUUUAAAUUGUAACUUGAACUUGAAAUCUAAAUUCUUAAAUGUAGUCACAAAAAAGCCAGGGGACUGGCAAUGUGGUGUCACAGUUACACCAGUAUUAUUAGCUGCAGUUCCAGACUUUGAAACACUAGGUUUGCUGGUUCCGUUUUUCCACCUCAGACUCUGUGUAUCACUUGAAGCUUAUGAUUCAUUUUAUCUUAAAGGGGAAAAACGGUUAAUUGUAAUAAUGACUUUUCAUGUUGUUUUGGAAAUGGGUGUCUGCCAUAUAUUUAAUAAUAAAAAAGAUGCUGGAUAAUUGCAUAUA
Molecule: messenger RNA, 6774 nt
Organism: Erpetoichthys calabaricus (reedfish)
Lineage: Eukaryota; Metazoa; Chordata; Cladistia; Polypteriformes; Polypteridae
Gene: rlim
Product: ring finger protein, LIM domain interacting
Exons: 4
Coding region: 207-2018 (603 amino acids)
Biological process (GO): protein ubiquitination; ubiquitin-dependent protein catabolic process; random inactivation of X chromosome
Cellular component (GO): cytoplasm; nucleoplasm
Molecular function (GO): ubiquitin protein ligase activity
Source: RefSeq, a predicted model, not a curated record